Messenger RNA from Benincasa hispida (wax gourd), 1095 nucleotides. Lineage: Eukaryota; Viridiplantae; Streptophyta; Magnoliopsida; Cucurbitales; Cucurbitaceae. The record is from RefSeq and is a predicted model, not a curated record.
AUGGCCAACAAUAUCACAGUGCCACUCCUCAUACUUCUUUCUUUUCUUCUUCUAAACUUCUAUCAGUGUUUAGCUCAAAAUGGCUCCAACGUAACCAGGGGUUCUUCCAUAACUGCAGGAUCUAACCAACCUUGGCUUUCUCCAUCUGGGGAUUUUGCCUUUGGUUUUUACCCUCUUCCAAAUGUUCUCUACCUUGUGGGAAUUUGGUUCGAUAAAAUCCCAAACAAGGCUGACCAGACCUUGGUUUGGUCGGCUAACCGGGACACUCCCGCGCCGGUAAAUUCCAAAAUAAGCUUGAACACCACCGGCCAGUUUGUGCUUUUGUUCCCAGAUGGCGCGAUUCAAACAAUUAUAUCCACACAAACGCCUGCAGAUUCUGGCCAAAUGCAGGACGACGGCAACUUUGUGUUGAAAGACUCCAAUUCUGCACCCAUCGGACAAAGCUUUGAUUCGCCAACAGACACGCUCCUUCCUGGACAGAUUUUAGGGGUCAACAAAAAAAUGUUCUCUGCAAAAAACAUCUCGGAUUUCUCAACUGGGAAUUUCAUGCUGCAAAUGCAAAACGAUGGAAAUCUGGUGCUCUCCAAUUACCACUUCUCCAAUAUUGGGUAUUGGUUCACAGUCAAAACUGAUAUUAACAAUACUGUCUUAGUGUUCGAUAAUUCCUCUGCUUUAAUGUACACCAGUGGAACUGCCCCAAUUGAACAGAUAUUUCACAAUUUGACUGUCAAUGUUCCAGCUCCAGUUGGGGAUUACUACCACAGAGCAACAAUUAGUGUCCAUGGCGAUUUCCGACAAUAUGCUUACCCCAAAACUAAAGGCAGUGGAUGGAUAAGAGGUUGGGGAGCCAUGAGCGACCCUUGUCUUGUGAACACCGUUUGUGGCUUAAAUGGGCUCUGCAAAUCAUCCGACAACGAUACAGUAACCUGUGAAUGCUUGCCGGGUUUUGUUCAAUUGGAUCCGACCAAUGCUGUGAAGGGAUGUCGGCUACAAACUCCGAUCAAUUACUGUACUGAAAAAUCUAGGAAGAAUUUCGAGGUCCAGGAGAUGGAUGAUGUCGUUAUUGACUUCCCCCCAGACCUGGUCAAUUUUUAG